Brassica napus (rape) is the source of this 3264-nucleotide messenger RNA. Its product is annotated as putative ethylene-responsive transcription factor ERF121. The coding region runs from base 429 to 896 and encodes 155 amino acids. NCBI's taxonomy places the organism in Eukaryota, Viridiplantae, Streptophyta, Magnoliopsida, Brassicales, Brassicaceae. The record is from RefSeq and is a predicted model, not a curated record. Gene Ontology annotation, biological process: regulation of DNA-templated transcription. The transcript is spliced from 2 exons. Gene Ontology annotation, molecular function: DNA binding; DNA-binding transcription factor activity.
AGAAGUAACUGUUACUCGGUGUAAUGAUUGAAUUACUUUUAAUAGAACCGACCCAAAAACAAUACUGUUGUACAUUACUACUCUAAUCUGUAAAACUUAGAUGGAAGGAAUAAAUUCAAUAGUAUACAUGUAUACUAUUAACCUUCUUCUUUUUUGAGAAAGGGUUUUGACAUGUACUAUUCCUUCCUUAAUUAGUUUCCUCUCAAAAUCGCAUUUACUACAGAUACAUCAUCCAACGAUGUAACAGCUUCGUGCCGCGUGUACUAACUCCAAAGUUAAAACACAAGAUUCCAAAAAAAUGUUAUAAAGUUGACAAAAAAGAUUUUCAUGGACCCAUACGUAUAUUACCAACGUCCGCCUAUAUAAACCCUAAACGUCGUCUGUUUGUUUUCAAAUCUUCACAAGACUUUCUAUCCUUUGACGUGGGAAUGAAUUAUUAUCAGUUUGAUCCCACGAGAAUGAAUAAUUCAGAAAAUGUUCAAUCUUAUGUUCAAAACGAAAAUUUCACCCCUGUUUCACAACCAUCUUACUUGACAAGAGAUCAAGAGCAUGAGAUCAUCGUCUCUACUCUGAGACAAGUGAUAUCCAGCCCCGGUGGUGACACUUCUUCAUCAAACUGGAUCGCUAGUGAAGCUCUUCCGCCUCCGGACGCUGGCCCUUGUCCUAUCUGUGGUGUCACCGGUUGCUACGGCUGCGCUUUCCCACGGCCCGCAGAGAUAAAGAAGGAGAAGAAGCACAAAGGAGUGAGGAAGAAGCCAUCAGGUAAAUGGUCGGCUGAGAUAUGGGAUCCAAGUAUAAAGGCAAGGAGGUGGCUUGGAACGUUUCCCACCUAUGAUAUGGCAGUGCAGUCUUAUGAAGAAGCAGAAUAUGAAAUUGCUGGAAGAAGGUCGGCGUGAAGUGACUCAGGGAGAAGGAAGCGUUUACCGAGAAGAUAUACGUAUAUGAUUGAUCAUCCCGGCUAUUUUCUUUGAAUAAGAUCCAAACUUUUCUGUUAAGACUUUGGAAUGUUAUAUGGUCUUGUUACUAGAAAACAGACUAUAAGACUUGUGUUGUUUUUUUAAUAUAUAAAUAUAGUCAUAUUCCUAAAACCACACAUGACUACAUGACCAUUGACCACACAUGUAGCGCACAGUAGUGUGAAGUCAACGAAUAUAACAAGGAAAAAAAGUAAGAGAAAAAGGUGUACACGUGUGGUAUCCCGCCAUGAUUUGAAUUUACAUUACACCCAUGCAGUCGUUUUCCCUUCCUAGUUUGUGUAAACAUAUGUACUCUUUUUAUUUUGUAAAUAACAUAACUUUUUUUUUAAAAAACCUUCACAUCACUUUGAUCAUUUCCAGCUCUUACUAAAUCGAUCGCUGAUUGACCAUUGAUUGAUACACUCUGGCGUUUAGCAGAGCUUGAGAAAUCAAACGUAAGUAGCAAGCAACGAGUGGUGGGGAUAACUAAAGGAUCAAACGUACAUAAAGAAAAAAGAAGUUGUGUUGAUCAAAUGCAUUUUAUUGCUCAAAUCCUUUGUUUAUAUCAGAAACCCAAGAUGUGUCACAACGAUCUACGUAACGGUUAUGAUUCAAAUCACCGUUUUAUAAAUCAAAUUAGUUCAUAAGUAUAAAACCUUAAUUACCCCUAGUCCGGUUAACUUGGUAUUCCAAUUCGGUUUUGAUAAUCAUAACGGAGCUGGCCCGUCAUAUACAAACUGAUACGUUCUAUAUUCACGUAUACGUCUCUAGUAUAACGAUUUUCAUGAUUAUUUUUGAAAAAAUAAAUAUAAAGAUUUUGAAAAAUGAUAAGAAGCAAGAUAUGAUGAACUUGCAUUGCAUGUGAUGGGAUGGGGAAGCUAAGCCUAUUGAAUUAGGGGCGGUAAUUAGUAGAUAUAAAUAUAUAAUUAGCAUUAAAUAAAUAUUUUCUCUAUUAACCAAAACAAUAAACUAUAAUCAUUAACUUCUACAGUAAUAUCUCUCUCGUAACUUACACAAGACAUCUAAUGAUUUAGACGGCUCACCAUCUCCGAGAAGUAAAUACCCACUUCCCACUCCUCUAUCUAUACAUAUAAGCUAAAGCGUUUAUACAUUCCAAAUAAAUAUAAAUACACACGUUUCGUUUUCUUCUUCUGUCACUUGAAAAAAUCGUUACUUUUUAUCAACCCCAUCUCACUCGAAAUGACUGAUCAUAAACAACUACGGAACUGGUCACAGUUUGAUGACUAUGAAUUCAUCCAAGAAGAAAACUUGUUCUCAUUAUUCGAUCACUCACUUUCCUUCGAUUACAAGUAAGUUCACAAGGGUUGUACUGUUUUAACAAAAGAAGGGGAAAGUAGUUUGUUUGUAUUAGCAAUUGAUCUAAUAUAUAUGAUCUCUUGGUUGUUUGACUUUGUGCAGUUCGUCCACUAACAACCCUUUAAGUGAUAUCCAAACCCAAACUUGGUUUUCUUUCCAAGACAUCAUUAAUGUUGAUCCUAUCUCUACUUGUUUCUUGGCUGGUGAUCAUACGUUUAUGGCUUCAGAUGAUGUUCAGGCCAUUUCUACCUUUUCUCAAGGUAUAAAAGUAUGAAUACAUACAUAUAUACAUGCUUGGAUUAUGAUACUAAUCUUCUGACGUGUAACAGAUGUGUUUAGUGGAUCGUGGAAUGAAAUUACUGGUAAUUUCAAUAAUCAUUUUGAACCAAUUAGAAAUGAAAUGUCAAGCAUAGGGGUUCCAAACAUGGAGAUGAUAUUGCACGAGAGUAACAACACAAUGAAAGAGAUAACAUGCUAUAAGAGGAGAGAGAGAACAGAUGGAGUACUCGUCAAGAGCUUGUCAAGAGAAGAAAUCAAGCCAUACUUCUACAUGCCGAUAACUAAAGCAGCCAAAGAGCUUAACGUUGGACUAACCCUUUUGAAGAAAAAAAGUCGUGAGUUGGGUAUUUCUCGUUGGCCUCACCGCAAGCUUAUGAGCAUUCAGGGCAUCAUUACUAACCUCCUGGUGAGUUCACACACAUGUCACAUGUGUAUAUACAUAGUCAAUAUGCCUUUCACAUGGGGUCACACUUAUAUAUAACGUGGUGAUCUUUUUUAUGAAAGGAUCACUUAGGAAAGACGGAGGAUGAAAGGAUCAGGAGCAAGCUGACGAAAGCUCUGAAGAUUUUGGAGAGGGAGAAGAAAAUGAUUGAGGAGGAUCCUAAUUUGGAAUUUGGGGAUGAGACUAAGAGGUUAAGACAGGCUUGCUUUAAAGCUAAUUACAAACGAAGACGGCUUUUGUCUAUUUCUAACACAUCUUUUUUUUCGUGAG